Sphaeramia orbicularis (orbiculate cardinalfish) is the source of this 1542-nucleotide messenger RNA. RefSeq names its product SAP domain containing ribonucleoprotein (gene sarnp). The coding region runs from base 97 to 729 and encodes 210 amino acids. Gene Ontology annotation, cellular component: nucleus. NCBI's taxonomy places the organism in Eukaryota, Metazoa, Chordata, Actinopteri, Kurtiformes, Apogonidae. The record is from RefSeq and is a predicted model, not a curated record. The transcript is spliced from 11 exons. Gene Ontology annotation, biological process: poly(A)+ mRNA export from nucleus.
AGGGGGAGGUGUGAAAGCCCGGGGAUGGGAGUGGAGGUCUUCAGAAGUAGAGCAGCUCCAGUUUGAUUGGAGGAAGUAAUACAUCAACAAAGAAAGAUGGCCGAAGUCAUAGAGCUGCAGAAGCUGAAGCUUGCUGAAUUGAGGCAGGAGUGUGAGGCCAGAGGCCUGGACACCAAGGGAAAUAAGGGGGAGCUCAUUGCCCGACUGCAGGCUUAUCUGGAGGAGCACGAGGAAGAUGUGGAUGUGGAUGAUGUGCUGGCAGAAGAUGCAGAGGACUUUGCUAAAGUUGAGAGUGCCAACAAUGUAAAAGUCAACCAAGAGUCUAAAACGCCUACAACAGAGGAACCUCCAAAGACGGUGGUGAAAAUUAAUCCUCCAUCAUCUGCCAGUGAAAGGCUACAGAAGAGAGCUGAACGUUUCAACCUUCCUGCUUCAGCUGAAAGUAAGAAGGCCGUCCGUGCAGCAAGGUUUGGUAUGCCUGCUGAUGCUUCAAGUCCCUCUCCAGGUGUUGUUGUGAACAGCAAAGCUGCUGUUAAUGUCGAACAGCUGAAGAAGAGAGCAGAGCGAUUUGGCGUGAGCGUGUCAUCUAUUUCACAAAAGCUUGAAGAGGAUGAAAAGCUAAAAAAGAGGAAGGAGAGGUUUGGAAUCUUAACAAGUUCAGCUUCAGGUGGUGGAGAUGAUAUCGAGGCCAAGAAAAUGAAGCGUGCAGAAAGAUUUGGAAAAGUGUAAAUAAUGUUUGGUCCAAUGGUUUUUUUUUUCGUAAGGGGUUUUCAUGACAGUAAACCGUGACUCCCAAUGACAACAAUUGUUACUAAUAGGAUUUCUUAUUCAUCAAAAGUACACCUAAAUACAGUCACAAAUAGGUGAGUUAGAUCAGAUUGUGAGUUAUUUACUGAAGUCAGUGGUUGAUUCUUAAGAAAACAUUAAUAGAUUACUAUUUUUUUUGUGUAGUAAUUAGGGGACUCUGUUUUUUUCUGAUCUUAUUGUUUAUUUAGCAUUUUUAUCUAAUUUGCUGCAUUUACCAGAGAGGCUAAUUUGGAAUCUGGGACUACUUUUAGCUGUACUGUAUUAACUGUGUAAUGUCUUUACUGUGAAGCAGAUGCAGAAAAUGUUGGGUUAAAUUUAAGUCAUAUUCACCUAUGGCUGAUAUUUUUUCCUUAAAAUUAGGUCUAGUUUUGGAUGUGAUUUUGCUUUUUGGUAUUUUGAUUCGAUCACUGGAUUAGUGUGAGUAGACUGAGUGACUAGACUCUUACUUGAUGCAUAACUGUAAGCAAUAAAACACAAUAGAAAAUGUAAAGAGUUGGGUAACAAAAAACUGUCUGGAGUAUAAAGAAGUUGUCGGUGUAUAAAAAGUGUAAAAAAAAAAAAAAAUCUUGCUAAUGAACAUAACUCACCUAUUUGUGUGCUCUAUUGUACAUUUGAUUUAUCAGAUAACCUGUUUUCUUUUGGAGAAUCCACUGGUAAACUGCUUCAGUUAUCUGACAUGUUAUCUGUCCAGUUUUAUAACGUGAUUUAAAAUAAAUUGUUUUCAACUUUUUAAUA